Messenger RNA from Drosophila persimilis, 586 nucleotides. RefSeq lists its product as uncharacterized. The coding region runs from base 1 to 561 and encodes 186 amino acids. NCBI's taxonomy places the organism in Eukaryota, Metazoa, Arthropoda, Insecta, Diptera, Drosophilidae. The record is from RefSeq and is a predicted model, not a curated record. The transcript has 2 exons.
AUGAAUCCAAAAUUGUACUUCAUUGCCUUGACGGUCAUAGCGGAGCUUUUUCUUAUGCAGUUGCCUUUGGGGGAAGCCAGGAGUGUCUCUAGUGCUGCAAUGCAGCAGAAGAUCGAGGAGAGCGGCAACAUUACGAAUACCACCAGGACUGACACUUCAAUCCAGAAACAGAACGAGACCCAGAACUCCUCUAUCAGCCUUUCAGUAUCGAAUGGAACAUCUGUAUCUGGGCUUUCGGCAUCUGUUGCCCCUCCUCAAUUAUCGCCAUCUGCUGUGAAGCAUAUCCGUCGCCAAAAGCGAGAAUAUUCAGUCGAUGUACCAUUUGAUUUUUUCACAAACCAUAUGCACUGCGACAUGGAUCAAGCGGGAACUAAUAAGGUUAUGAAAUUUUUCCCCUUUAAUUGCGUUUGGAUUGCAAACAAUCGCCACCAACACGAGGGCUGGUGGCGCAUUUACAUGCAAGCAUUGAUGGAGGCAUUCUUCUUUGGACAGUACUACGAGCGCUUGAGGCGCUUCGAGCUCGACCCGCACUCCUUCGACUACACGGGGGUGGGUAUGUAGUACUCUAUAGUCCCCCAUAAAAUGG